GCUUAAACCCCACAAAAAUAUUAAGUAAAUGUUUAGCGUAAAGCGUUUAUCGAUCUAGAUUAUUUGGCACCCGUCUACAAAUCAAGAACGGCUACUCUAACGUGUUUUAAAUCAUUUCAACAUGGCCGACGUUCCAGAAAAUGCUCCAGAGCAUUGUCCAGGUACAGGCAGUGAGGAUGCUGGGAAAGCAAGUGCAUGUGAAGGCUGCCCUAACAAGAAUGUAUGCACAAGUUUACCAAAAGGGCCUGAUCCAGCAAUAGCUGAGGUUGGUCAAAAACUUUCAUCAGUAAAACAUAAGAUUAUCAUCUUGUCUGGAAAAGGAGGAGUAGGAAAAAGUACUUUCACAGCACAUUUAGCUCAUGGCCUUGCUUCUGAUGAAGACAAACAGGUAGCUGUGUUAGAUGUGGAUAUAUGUGGACCCUCAAUGCCUAAAAUACUUGGUGUAGAAGGAGAGCAGGUUCACAACAGUGGUUCAGGAUGGUCACCUGUGUAUGUGAGUGAUAAUCUAGCUGUAAUGUCUAUAGCUUUCCUCCUGUCCGGUCCAGAUGAUGCUGUUAUAUGGAGAGGACCAAAGAAAAAUGGAUUGAUAAAGCAGUUUUUAAAGGAUGUAGAUUGGGGUGAUGUAGAUUAUUUGGUGAUAGACACGCCCCCUGGAACAUCAGACGAACAUCUGUCAGUUGUACAGUAUCUCAGCGAGGCUAAUGUAGAUGGAGCUGUAGUCAUCACAACACCACAGGAGAUAUCACUGUUGGAUGUUAGGAAAGAGAUUAAUUUCUGUCAGAAAGUCAAGCUGCCAAUCAUAGGAAUUGUCGAGAACAUGAGUGGGUUUGUCUGUCCUAAAUGUAAAACAGAAUCUCAGAUUUUUCCUCCAACAACUGGUGGGGGAGAAAAGCUGGCUAAGGAUUUCAACUUACCAUUUUUAGGGCAUUUACCCCUGGAUCCAAGGAUAGGUAAAUGUUGUGACGAGGGUAAAUCCUACCUGACAGAGGUACCAGACUCCCCGGCCUCACAGUCCUUUGCUACUAUCAUAGACAAAAUAAAAGAUCACUGUAGAAAGUUGCGAGAGAGUAGACAGUCUGAAACAGGGGAGACAAGUGCAAACAUGGAAACAUCUUGAAGAACUGGGUCCAAUGAUGUAUUAAUGUCUACUACAUCAGUGCACAAGGGUGAUCACACUGCUUUGAUUGUACACUAAAACACUGUAAUUGGAUCAGUACAGUUUGUCAUUAGCACAUGGCUAGUUUUUAUUAUAUUGAAUAUUAUAGGUUAUAUUUUGUGUUGAGAAAGUUUUUUGUCAUCAAGUUUUCAUCCUCAUUGAAGUAGUAGCAGCAAAAUUGGCUACUGUGAUGGUAUUUGAAGAGAGCCAGGUCAGCCAGCACAUUUAAACAGUUUGAUCAGAUCAUUUUGUUGACUUUGUCAAUCUUGUUAUAUUAUUUGUCAAUCUUGUUAUAUUAUUGAUGUCGAAAUCCACCAUAGUAACACUAAACAUUUUAUUUUUUAAAACAUGACAAAUUAAUUACACCAAUUUAAACUUUAAGCAGGGUUAAACUUUUGACUUCUAAAGAUGUAUCAAAGAUGAUAAAGAAACCAUAGUUUCUUUGAGAGCAAGUUGCAAAUUUUAGUUCACUGUGUUUUGUUAACAUAAUUGUUUUGUGAAGUGUUAUAUUAAGGGACUCUUUAAAUGAUUGUUCAAGGGGUUUAUUAUUGAUAGUCAAGAUGGCUUUCAUUUCAUAUUUAAAUUAGAUAGUCUAUUUUUUUUAAUAUAUACAAUAGUUCCUGUAUGUCUGUUAAAGUUAAAUGUCACUGUUUUUAACUUUGCAGGUCCCAAUUAAUAGAUUGGUAUAUUGUGUGUGCCAUAUACAUAUCUAUAAUUUUAUGCAUAAUAUUAGUGCUACAAGAAUUUUAUACAUGUCUGUUACAAGGAUGAAAUAAAAAGAGAUACAUAGAAUUUUCAUGUUAAUAUAAAUGCUGUUUUUAUCAUGGCAAGAUAUGUAAGCUGCACAUUGUGCAAAAUGCAUUGUAACAGCAUCUUGCAAAAAUGUUUGUUACGGAUUACUGGUAUUUUUUAUUAAUCUUUGUUUUACUGUACACAAUGAUAAUUAAAGAUGUCUUUUACUAAAAA
Molecule: messenger RNA, 2122 nt
Organism: Ruditapes philippinarum (Manila clam)
Lineage: Eukaryota; Metazoa; Mollusca; Bivalvia; Venerida; Veneridae
Product: cytosolic Fe-S cluster assembly factor nubp1-B-like
Exons: 11
Coding region: 122-1117 (331 amino acids)
Biological process (GO): iron-sulfur cluster assembly
Cellular component (GO): cytosol
Molecular function (GO): ATP-dependent FeS chaperone activity; ATP binding; 4 iron, 4 sulfur cluster binding
Source: RefSeq, a predicted model, not a curated record